AUGAGUUAAUUUAGAUUUGAGAUCGUUAACUAUGCCAUCUGUUUAAUUAAAGUUCAUGAUUUGCAUUUUUAAGUAUUCAUUUUCUUUUACUUUUUCUGUUAAUUUAAAAACUAAAUUUUGACUCUCUUACUAUAUUUAAGCAAUUUGUUGCUUGAACUAGUUAUUAUUCAAUAAAUUUUGUCUUUCGUUAUUCAAAUUAUUUAUUGCUUACUCUUACUAUUGAAUCACCUAUUGUAAAUUUAAUAGCAUUUAUUCAUUUUGAGAAUUUUGUUAGGCCACUAUUUGCAUUUCUUCUAAUUUUUAAUUUUAUUCAUUUAUCUUUUGUUUUAGCUAAGAUAUUUGCUGUUUGCUUUCCUAGAUUUCAUUGUAUUCUUUUAAUAGAUGAUCAUAGCUUUUUUCAAGUUCUUAAAAUUUAUUAACAAAUUAUUGAUGUUUCUCUGCAUCAAUCAGCUAACGCUAUUUCAAAGAAUUAUAUUUUUAUUUGUAAUUCUUCAUUUAUUCCUAACAUUCAUUAAAUUCUUCUUCUUUUCUACUAUGUAUUAAGGAAUUCGAUUUUAACUCAUCAUAAGCUAUUUAAGCGUCUUUAAGUUGCUUUUCAAUGAAUUUGCUUUACUGGUGAAGACUCAUUAUUUCAUUAGUUGCAUCUUAAAGUUGCUAAUUGAUCAAUUAAUUUUAUUGUUGUAAACUUUCAUUUUUUUGAGUUAUUUAUUUCAGUAAAUUUUACAGACGACCAUUUUCUUCACCUUCUAGUUCUUUCUCUUUGAGAGCAUUUAAUAAUUUUUCAUUUUCUUAGUACAUUUCCUUAAAUUGUUAUGCUAAGUCAGUAUUUUCGUUUCUAAUAGCUUCUAUCUCAUCCAUAUUUUAUGUUAAUCUUAAUAAUUUUUGAUUCAGAGUUUCUUUUUCUACUCUAUAUAUUUCAACAUUUUCUUAAAGAGAUUAGUUCUCCUAAAUUAAUUUACUUUGUUGAGCUUUUAAUUCUAUUUCCUUUCUUUUAUUUUCAGUUUAAAUUUCUUACAUUUAUGUCAUAUUCUCUAAUAUCGAGGUAUUCAGUAUGUCUAUUUGUUUUGA
Tetrahymena thermophila SB210 is the source of this 1068-nucleotide messenger RNA. RefSeq names its product transmembrane protein, putative. The record is from RefSeq and is a predicted model, not a curated record. Lineage: Eukaryota; Ciliophora; Oligohymenophorea; Hymenostomatida; Tetrahymenidae. The transcript has a single exon.